AUGGGUGGUAGAAAAGUCGCAGUUCAACCCAUCAACGUCAUAUUCAGUCAUCUACAAAAGCAUACUCGGAUCACAAUAUGGCUUUAUGACAGUAAUGAAUUCCGUAUAGAGGCAUUUAUCGUUGGCUUCGACGAGUUCAUGAAUCUCGUGUUGGAUGAAGCGGAGGAAGUGUAUGAUUGCGCUGCGAAACCCGGCAAGCCUGUGAAACCACGGAGGGAGUUAGGUCGGAUCCUACUGAAAGGGGAUAAUAUCACAUUGAUCCAACCUGCACAAACAGCUUAG
Messenger RNA from Tremella mesenterica DSM 1558, 282 nucleotides. RefSeq lists its product as uncharacterized. NCBI's taxonomy places the organism in Eukaryota, Fungi, Basidiomycota, Tremellomycetes, Tremellales, Tremellaceae. The record is from RefSeq and is a predicted model, not a curated record. The transcript has 5 exons. The coding region runs from base 1 to 282 and encodes 93 amino acids. Gene Ontology annotation, cellular component: U5 snRNP; U4/U6 x U5 tri-snRNP complex; U2 snRNP. Gene Ontology annotation, molecular function: RNA binding. Gene Ontology annotation, biological process: spliceosomal snRNP assembly; mRNA splicing, via spliceosome.